AUGGACAUAUUGGUAAACAAGCCCGUGGAAUUCCAUGAGCAAUCCACACUGGACAGCUUCCUGGGUUCGAGAUCCAAGAUCGCUUCUGACAACCACAACGUGUCACAAAUUAAACUCGACGUCGAAAAGGUGGGUCCUACUCCCGAAGUGGCGGAGGGCAUGCCGACACGAAGAAAGCACGCACCGAGCAGCGACGGCAUGGCUCCUAGGCAAGCUGACAAAGCAAGAGGCUCUAAGGCGCACAAUGAUACCGAAGAGGAAGUGAAGUCGGAGGUCAACAAAAUCCGUUGCUACAUGGACCUGCUUGAUGAGUAUAGUUUGCACCACUUUGUCAUUUGGAAGGGGAGAGUAAUCCGGGACACUCCUGAAUUUACAUCCCUGGCGCGGACACACCAAGCAAGCUGGAGUUCUAUCGACCGAUGCGUUUCCAUUCUCGAGGAGAUUAUGAAGGUGAACUCGGUCCCCCUUGCCGUCAUUGACGGCAAAAAGCUCGGCGAGCUUGCCCAACUCGACCUGGAAAGGGUGGAUGAAGCCGACCUGUGUUCUGUCAUCGCCAACUUGGAACAGGUCAAACCCCUUCUCCGCCACACGAGAAUCGUUCCCAAUGGACCGUCCGCUGCACAACUGGCGGCCAUAGCAAUCCAGGCUCGCGCUCGUGGAUUCCUACAGCGCUCUAAGUUUCUUGUGCUGCAAAACCGAUGGAAUGCCGCGGUCACUUUGCAGCGAUUAGCGCGAGGCAGAAGGGCCAGGCAUUUAUUGGGGGCGAGAUUGGUUGAGAGAAGAAGGAAGGCCGAGUCGAGGUGGCAGGAAUUGCAGGACGGGCUGAGGGGUAACUGGGAAAACGUGCGAAAGCAAGAGAGAGUUUUGGUCCUGCUCCUCGCCGCCACCGAUGAGAAGGAGCGUGGUCUCCAUGUAUCCUGCAUGCAUUGGUUGGUGGACCCCAAAGUUCACCUGGUGUGCGUCUCGGCCUCUAAACCGGACGACGACGUUCUGGAGUACCACCGCAAAAUCAUGGAAAUGAACGGAGUUCACGAUGCACGCAGGCGCAUUACGGUGGUGGUUCCGGAGAACGUCAACCUUUUCUACAGCCGCCUUUCUCUUGCCUCUCUACUCUUGUACUCUCCGGGAUGCCUCAAAAGAAUAGUUCACAUAGUCAAAGGUAAACCGGCGAUGAUUCUGUCGGGCGAAGCUGGCUGGCAAGAAAAGAAGCUGGCCGUCGCUUUGGGCACCCCCGUACUCUCAGCAGAUCCCGCGACAGCGCGCUUUUGCCAGACACAAUCGGGGAUGAAGCGCGUUUUUGCGGCGGCGGAUGUCAACGCUCCCAUCGGUGCGCAUGACGUGUACGACGAAGAAGACCUCAUGGUAGCUCUAACAAAGCUGAUUGCAUGCAACAUCGAGGUUCGACGGUGGCACAUCAAGCUGGAUACUUGCCAGGGUAACCGUGGCCUGGCCGUGCUGGACACGUCUUCUCUGCCGUGCAUGGCGAGUCUCAAGAGGGAGAAGGCGCAGCUUGAGCGCGCAAACGGUGGGCCGGCGGGAGUGUGGCACCACCCCGACGUGCAGCUUUUGGCACGGGCAAGGCUGCUGAAGACGUUGCGCCGCUGUCUCCAUCGUGUGCUGUUUAUCUGUAACAGCGAGUCAUAUCCUACCUGGGCGCUGUUCCUUCGACAUCUCGCGCGGGUGGGAGGAGUGAUUGAAGCGGAGCCUCUCGAACCGCGAAGCCAUCCGACCUGCAGUGUUUUCGUUUCUCCAGUCGGAGAAAUCAUUUGUCUAGCAGAAACUGACAGGCUGCUAGAUUCAUCUUUCCACAAUGUCGGCUGCGUAUACCCUCAGCGAUGCGUCUCGUCGCAUGCUCUUCGAGGAGCUUCCGUCGCAGUUUCCCGUGAACUUUGCGCACGCGGUGUGAUGGGAUACGCUUCGAUCCAUUUUGUCGUGUUCUGGGAUAAGAGUGUGGAGGCUCCGCGGUUGUGGGCAACCGGGCUUGAGCUCGGGUUGAGCGUUUCGGCAUUCAGUUUCUGUUUCUUUAGGUCGCUGACGAAGGGUCCGGGACGAAGUCGAGACUUCGGGUGCUACGAAGAACCCACCAAUGGGAGCGACACGGAGCAGGAAGAGUGA
Messenger RNA from Ectocarpus sp. CCAP 1310/34, 2115 nucleotides. Lineage: Eukaryota; Phaeophyceae; Ectocarpales; Ectocarpaceae. The record is from the annotation of a GenBank genome assembly.